AGUUACCCCUUUCAGAGUCUAAUGUCAAUAUGGGACAUUCCGGAACAGGAAGGUUUUCUACUAAAAGGGCUUUUGUGCAUUUUAAGGGUACCAGGACUACUGAUACUUGAUAUCUGUUGGACUGAACGAGCCUCAAGUUUGAUCCCUGAAUCAUUUGAACCUGAGAACUUGGGAGAAACUGCAAUCAGUUUUUCUCUUCUCCUCCUGGGAUUAUGUGGAUUAUUACUGUCCCUGCGUGACCUGGUUGAUAUUUAUCUUCAUAUUAUUAGUGUUGGACUUGUAUACCUAGCUCACACCAUCACUAGUAUGCUUCUACCAGAUAUAUCAACUAAACUAUCCGUCCAGGCUUGUGUUCAAAGUAUCCUCUAUAUCCUUCUUCUAACUUUUAUAUUAAACUGGAGUUUAAGAAAAAAGGGAUUGUUUCCUUUGCUCUUCCCAUCUCUCUACACCCUACCCAUUUUUAUGGCAUUAGCGGGGUUCUCUACUGUGAACUAUCAGAGUAUUCUGUUAGUGAUUGAUAAAUUCAUGACCGGGGUUAUUCUUCUCUACACAUUGAAAACUGUUCCUACUGUCCUCAGAUAUAUGUCAGCGGUGAAGGAUAUCUACUCUGUAGUGUGGGAGGAGCUAGGAAACAUACAGUUCGUCCUUCUCAUUGCUCUCAGAGGGUUUCAACCUCCAGUUCUAGUUCUAUAUUGGAUAUUUUCAUUCUCCUCUCAGGCCUGGUUUUACUACAUGGACCUGGACACUGACAAGACUUACAUCAUUGAAGACAGGGAUUGGUUGGUUGAUUUGACAGUUAUAAUAUCGGAAACUUGUUAUACUCCGCUUAUCCUGAUCGGAUUGUGUACAACUAUCAUGGGACUUUCUAAAGCAGUAAUGGACACUUUGCUCUGGAUCUUCCGUAAGUGUGCUGGGGGUGAGGUUGGGGUGGAGAACCCUCUCGCACAAACUGGUUUUACGGAGGGGAUGGUGGCCUUCGUCCUAGCACUUCAGACUGGAUUGAUUGAUAUGGAAAUGCCAGUGCGAAUUGCCGCAACUUAUGCGAUCAUCUUCAACGUUACCAGCACUCUCAUACAGUCUGCCUUCGAGGUGUCCUGUCCUGUUUUGCUAGCUCUGCCUGCCAUUAAUAGAAGAUUAAUAUCCCAUAUACCCGUCCUACUAGUUGUUCUCAGUAUCCUUGUUAUACCCAUUCUCAUCCUCUUCUCAGUGUUUGACAAGGUCUCCAAUGAUUUAUGGCUGAUAAUUGUCAUUUCCAGCUACUUCGUUACAGUUAUCCAGGUGGUAGGAGCUCUAGUAACCUACUCCCUGUUUAUGUGGGAUUCGUUCCAACCUGAAGCAUCAGAGCAUAUGGACGACUAUGUUUUCUAUAUUAAGGCUGGAACAAAAGGAUUUGAACUCUUGGUUGCUAUUUCAAUUGUGACCGGUGGUAUGUAUGAGUACAUGAUGGAGGACACAGAGGCUUCGUUAUUGAAUCCCUUCAUCCUCUUGAUACACUGCUACUUCAACAUCUACCAGAGGAUCGCCUCGGGUUGGGCGACCUACAUGUCCCGAAGAGAAACUAAAAAACGUUUAUCUGAACUGCUGGAUGCAACUAAUGAUGAGCUUGAAGCGCAUGCAGAUGUUUGCAUUAUCUGCUAUAUGCAAAUGCAAUCUGCUAAGAAAACAGAGUGCGGCCAUUUCUUCCAUUCAAACUGCUUAAAGAGAUGGUUGUAUGUACAGGAUAACUGUCCCAUGUGCAGAGCUCCUAUAAUUCAUUUAAUCAAUGAUGAACAUAAUGAGAAUUCUGCACAAGAUGGACAUCAUGCUGCACAAGAACAGGCGCAUACUGCACAAGAUGGACAUCAUGCAGCACAAGAUCAGGCGCAUACUUCACAAGAUGGACAUCAUGCUGCACAAGAUCAGGCGCAUACUGCACAAGAUGGACAUCAUGCUGCACAAGAUCAGGCGCGUACUGCACAAGGUCAGGAGUAUGCUGUACAAUAUCAGCAUCUUGCUGCACAUGAUCAGGAGCAUGCUGCACAAUAUCAAGAGCAUACUGCACAAGAUCAACGCCGAGCUUUUCAUAGUCUCCAACCUGAGGAUAACGAUGAAGAAUGUCGUCCUUCACCCUUACCUGAAAACGAAACCUCCCCUAGUGAUAUAUCGGAACAUGUCGCCGAAGAAACCCGGGAGAACCUUGUCCUAGAAGAUAAUCAAAAUAACAACGAUGUUUUCCAAGAUAGCGCAACCUUGCGCCGUCGAAUAUUUGGUAAUGUUGCACCUUCAAACUGACAUUUUUAUUUUAAAUUAUUAAACAUCAAGAAUCCAAUCUAUAGGGAUAUAUAUUUUCCUCCUUUAUACAUAAAAAGCUUUUUGAAAAUUUUUCAAAACCCCUAAAUACGUGUGUCGUUUGAUAUCUGUUCUGCGUACUUCAGGGCUGUUCAUUAAUCUUGACAAAAAUUUAUAUAAUUAUACAAAUUCUUCCGUUGUCUCCUUUAAUAUUGGAUAUACUGAAGAAAAGCUUGUAUUUAAAAUGUAUAUCCUUAAAGUCUAAACACGUUAUCUCACCAGGAAUACCCCUUGUAAAUCUGUGAUAUUAUUAUACUUCUGUGUUCACUAACAUUCUCUAUGAUAAUUUUUAAGAAAAAUUACUUUUUGACUUCAUACAUAACUUCAGCUCUCUCUCUCUCUGGCUUAGCAAAAAGAAAGCUAUUAAAAACGAUUUAUGCUUUCUCUCUCUGGCUCAGCAAAAAGAAAGCUCUUAAAAACGAUUUAUGCUUUCUCUCUCUCUGGCUCAGCAAAAAGAAAGCUCUUAAAAACGAUUUAUGCUUUCUCUCUCUCUGGUUCAGCAAAAAGAAAGCUCUUAAAAACGAUUUAUGCUUUCUCUCUCUCUGGCUCAGCGAACAGAAGUUUCUAUAGAAACUAGGAUAUACGGUAAUUGGUUCAGUUAAGAUUUUUGAUCUUCAAAAGACUUCUCAGAAAUCUGAGAUAUAUUUCAAAAUUGUCUUGUCCAAAAGUUUGCUUUUUUACAGUAACCAAAUGCUUCCUGUGACAUAAGCGUACAAUGCUUCGUGAACGAAAUUACGGUUUGGUUCGUUUUUUUUUUUUGGCUCAGAUUAUUUUUUUACAUCAUUAAUAUCUUCUUGAAGCAUGUAAAAAUCUAAAGAUUUAUUUUGAAAAUCAAAAAUCUUGAAUAUAAAAGAUUAUCUAAAAUAUUAUAUUUUUCCAACACUUUAUCGUAUUUUGCAUUACAUUUUUUAUUAAGUUUUAAGGUAAAUAUAUCUUGAUUGUUAUGUUGUGCAUUAUACAUGUACAAUGUACAUGUUAUGUGUUUACACUGUACACUAAAAGGAUCAAUAAAAUGUCUUUUUAAUUG
This is a messenger RNA of Eurytemora carolleeae, 3355 nucleotides long. Its product is annotated as RING finger protein 145. The coding region runs from base 22 to 2271 and encodes 749 amino acids. The transcript is spliced from 17 exons. Gene Ontology annotation, cellular component: endomembrane system; endoplasmic reticulum. The record is from RefSeq and is a predicted model, not a curated record. Gene Ontology annotation, molecular function: ubiquitin protein ligase activity; zinc ion binding. NCBI's taxonomy places the organism in Eukaryota, Metazoa, Arthropoda, Copepoda, Calanoida, Temoridae.